Nematocida minor is the source of this 584-nucleotide messenger RNA. RefSeq lists its product as uncharacterized. The transcript has a single exon. The record is from RefSeq and is a predicted model, not a curated record. Lineage: Eukaryota; Fungi; Microsporidia. The annotation marks the transcript as partial.
AUGUAGCUAGAGGCAACGAUUUAAAGGAAAUAGCGAAUGAAGAGUUUUCUAAACUAGCUAAGGAAAUAAACGAGAAAGAGAAAAUUUUGAGAGAAAAGAAAAUAGAGUAUGAUCAAGCAGUGGAAAAAAAUGAUAAAGAAAGUAUUACAAAAUUAAGUUGCUCUAUUAAUAAUCUGGAAAAUGACCUAUAUUUACUAAGAUAUAAUAGUAGAAGAGCAAUUUCGAAAUCGCGUGCUAUUCAUGCAAAAUCAUUUAAUCCGUUAGAUGAAUUAAAGCCAAUUCAGGAAGAGCACAUACUCAAAGGGAUACAAAAGUUUGCAAAAGCACGGAAAAUAAAAGUAGAUGGAUUAGAAUCACUGCCGGUAUUGGAAGUAUCUAAAGAAGAAGAGAUAAAAGAAGCACCGCAGAUAUUGGAAGUAUCUAAAGAAUCAGAAGUAGUUCUAGAAGAGUCAGAAGAACUCAAGGAAAGAGAAAUAAUACAGAUGCAGAAAACUGUAAUUCUCAUGGUUUUUCUUAUAUCUCUUAUAAUAUCUAUAGUAUUUAUCAGUUUUUCUAGAAAUGCAGCGAAACUUGCUAAUAGCUAG